AUGGCGAAAUUGAAUUUUCGCCACCUUCUCCUCGUAACGGCCGCUGCUGUCGCCCUCCUCCACCUUCCCUCCGCCGCGCCGGACAUCUCCUCUGACCGCGACGCCCUGCUCGCCCUCCGCUCCGCCGUAGGGGGACGCCCCCUCUUCUGGGACGCCUCCCUCGCCACCCCCUGCUCCUGGGAUGGUGUCACGUGCUCGCCGGGAGGUACCGCUGUCGUGGCCCUCCGCCUUCCGGGAAUGGGCCUCUCCGGCCGUCUCCCGCCGGGCACGGUCGCCAACCUGACGAACCUCCGCACGCUCAGCCUGCGCUACAACGCCCUCUCCGGCCCGCUGCCGGCGGACCUCUUCGCUGCCCUCACAUCUCUUCGGAGUCUCUACCUGCAGCACAACUCGUUCGCUGGCCAAAUCCCGGACUCACUAUUCUCCCUCACGUCCCUCGUCCGCGUCAAUCUGGGCCACAACAAUUUCUCCGGCCCGAUUCCGCCGUCCUUCAACAAUCUAACCCACCUGUCGGCGCUUCAUCUGGAAAACAACCACUUUUCUGGCCCAAUUUCGGACCUAAACCUUACCUUGUCUCAAUUCAACGUCUCCAACAACAACCUGACCGGCCAAAUCCCUGGCGGACUCUCUAAUAACCCCCGGAGCUCGUUCGCCGGAAACUCACUUUGCGGGGUCCCACUCGACCCCUGCAGCACAGGAAACAGAAACAAAAGUCUUUCCGGUGGGGCCAUAGCCGGAAUCGUGAUCGGUUCGGUGGCUGGGCUUUUAUCACUCUUACUGCUCAUAACCUGUUUGCGUAAAUGCUUGAUAGGAAAAAAGGAUGAGAAAAAUGUGGAAAAGGAGAAGGAAUUCGAAAUUCCAGCGACAGAGGGUGGUGGUGGAGAAUUCGAAGUUGGUUUUUUCCCGGUUGCUCCGAAGAAAAAGGAGAGAGUUGAGAGUGACGUGAUCAGCGGCGGGAAGAAGGAUUUGGUUUUCUUGGGGAACACGGGCUGGGAUUUUGACCUGGAGGACUUGUUGAAAGCAUCGGCCGAGGUAUUGGGUAAGGGUGCGUUUGGCACAACAUACAAGGCGGUGCUGGAGACGGGCCUGACGGUGGCGGUGAAGAGGCUGAGGGACGUGGUGGCAGAGGAAAGGGAGUUUAGGGAGAAGAUGGAGGAGAUCGGGAGAUUGAGUCACGAUAAUUUGGUGCCCCUGAGGGCUUAUUACUAUAACAAGGACGAGAAAUUGCUAGUGUACGAUUACUUGCCGAUGGGGAGCCUGUCAGCAUUGUUACAUGGAAAUAAAGAAGUCGGUCGAACAGCAUUGAACUGGGAGACACGAGCCUCAAUUGCCCUGCAUGCGGCCCGAGGAAUCUGUUACAUCCACUCACAGGGCCCGUCUCUAUCCCAUGGCAACAUCAAGUCCUCCAACAUCCUCCUCACGGGCUCCUACAAGGCCCGUGUCUCAGACGUGGGAUUGGGCCAGAUUGCAGGCCCCCAUCGGGCCAGUGGAUAUCGGGCCCCCGAGGUGGUUGACCCCUGCAGAGUCUCUCAGAAAGCUGAUGUGUACAGCUUUGGGGUCAUACUAUUGGAGCUGCUGACGGGGAAUGAGGAGGUGGUGGAGCUGCCGAGAUGGGUGAACUCGACGGUUGAUGUUUUUGACCCGGAGCUCAUGCGCUAUAGUGAUGAUGUGGGUGAGGAUAUGGCUCAACUGUUGAAGCUGGCGCUCGACUGCACGGCUCAGCACCCGGAUAGUCGGCCGACAAUGAAUGUUGUGAGUGGGAAGAUUGAGGAGCUGUGUAGGAUGAGUUUGAGGGAAGAUGAUGAGAGUGGUGAUGAUAUUAUUGUGGGUGUGGAUGAUGAGGAAGGCAAGGGUUUUGGUAUAGGGUCAUCACCAAUUUAG
Messenger RNA from Striga hermonthica, 1881 nucleotides. NCBI's taxonomy places the organism in Eukaryota, Viridiplantae, Streptophyta, Magnoliopsida, Lamiales, Orobanchaceae. The record is from the annotation of a GenBank genome assembly.